CGCGCUACGGGUUAACGCGCACUCAAGCUCGUGAUUGGCUGCGGGAGCGGCGCUUUUAGAGAGAGGUAACCAGGCAACUUCAGCUGGAGCAUCGGAGAGAAAGAACAGGGUAAAGGGAAAAGAAGCGCAAAAAUCCCAUCAGUUUUGGUGUGCGAUAGAAAGGAUGUAGUCCAGGUCUGUGGCUGUCAGUCCCCGGCAUGGGAAAGUGGAUUACUGCUCUUCUACAGACGGCAGAGACUGGAUACGGAGUGAUUGCGCGUGGAUUUUUAUCAUGAGAAGUAUGGGAUCUGAACGCACCAGUUUAAAGCCCUUGCUGGGAGUGAAUGAGAUGCCGUGUCGAGGCUAGAGGCAGCGGUGGACUGUUCCCGAGUCAGUGGAAAGCCCCUCUAGAUGAGCCAGUCACAGCCACCCAGCUGCACGGUAAAGGACUAAGGAUUUAAUAUGUCAACAGAGGCCGAGCUCCAGCCUGCUGCCAGACCCAGCGUCAGAAAGGACUCCAAGAAGAGAGGGCAGGACCGCAGUGAAGCAGCUCUGAUAAAGCGUUUUAAGGGGGAUGGUGUUCGCUACAAGGCCAAGCUCAUCGGGAUAGAUGAUGUCACUGCCGCAAGAGGGGACAAACUCUGUCAGGACUCAAUGAUGAAACUCAAGGGAAUCGCAGCCUCUGCACGGUCUAAAGGAGAACACAAACAGAAAGUUUUUCUCACUGUGUCCUUUGGAGGGAUCAAGAUCUUCGAUGAGAAGUCAGGGGUUCUUCAGCACCACCAUGCAGUUCAUGAGAUUUCCUACAUUGCAAAGGAUAUCACAGACCAUCGAGCCUUUGGUUAUGUAUGUGGGAAAGAGGGAAACCAUCGGUUUGUGGCCAUCAAAACGGCUCAGUCUGCUGAGCCUGUGAUCCUUGACCUCCGUGACCUUUUCCAGCUGAUUUAUGAGAUAAAGCAGAGGGAAGAAAUCGAGAAGAAAGCUCAGAAGGAUAAGCAGUGCGAACAAGCUGUUUAUCAGACCAUUUUGGAGGAAGAUGUGGAGGAUCCCGUGUAUCAGUACAUUGUAUUUGAGGCGGGACACGAGCCCAUCCGUGACCAAUCAGAGGAGAGCAUAUAUCAGGUCCCUACCAGCCAACAAAAGGAGGGAGUUUAUGACGUCCCAAAGCGACAUCCAAACAAACAUAAAGAACAAGUCGAUCUCUUGGAUUUAGACACUGACCUGUUGCUGGUCACCCAGAAUAUCAACCAGUUAGAGCUUUUUGGAGACAUGUCCACCCCUCCUGAUAUCACGUCUCCCUCGACCCCAGCGUCUCCGGCUAAUACUCUGGACCCCACGCUGGCCCACCAGACUCCAUCCGAACUGUUCACCCCCUUCAACCCCACCUCUGUACCCUCAGGUUACGUGACGAUGGGAGCCGUGCCGCCUGCUUGGGCGCAGCAACAGUUCGCCGCUCAGGCUCCAUUAGCAUUUGGCGUCCAAUCCCCAGUCCCCGUCGCUCAGGUCUUACCGGGCGCUCAGCCUCUGAUCUGGGGUCAAGCCAACCUUUUCCCUGCCACCCAGCAACAGUGGGCUGCUAUGGCAGGAGCUCACUUUUCGCCUGCCGCUUUCAUGCCUGCCCAGACAGUAGGGCCGCUUCCUGCUGCCAUGUUUCAGACACUGGCUCCCAUGGCAAUGCCCGCGUCCUGUGAGACAGCAGUGGCGGCCAUGGGUGGAGCCAUGGCGGGAACCUCAGCCUCCACAGCCUCCAGUCCACAGCACGGAGAACGCACGCUGCAGAGACAGGCAAAGAUGAGCAAGGAGAUGUUUAAGGACUUCCAGAUGGCAAAGCCGCCCAGCAUGCCUGCCAGGAAGAGUGAGCAGCCUAGCCUGUCCUGCACCACAGACGCUUUCACCAGCUACUUCAGCAGAGUGGGAAUGGCCCAGGACACGGAUGACUGCGACGACUUCGACAUCUCGCAGAUGAACCUCACGCCCGUCACUUCCACCACGCCCUCCACCAACUCACCACCCACCCCGGCCCCCCGGCAGAGUUCUCCAUCAAAGUCCUCAUCCCACGCCAGUGACCCGCCAACCGAUGACUCUUUUGGUGAGGCCGAGGGCAGCCCUAGUCGGAGCGGAGAGGAGGAUGCUGCUGGGGACUCCCAGCAGUCUCCGGGUGCGAGUGAGCCUCAAGCAGAGCCUGAGAGCUCAGAGACGGACAGUCCUCAGGUCGGUAGCUAAAUAGCGGCAGGUCAGGGGGAAAGACCCUCUUUAUGCCCAGAUCAACAAGGGGAAGAAGUGAAGGAUCAUGGGAACUCUGCACAGACGUGAUCAGCGCUGGGGGGAGCAGGAGACCAAAAUACUGGAGAUCAAUUUUCCUGCCCUGUGUGUGUGUGUUGUUUGAGUGAGUGUGCAUUCAUCCAUGUGUAUGCGUAGUGAGAUUGUGUGCCUGUGUGAUUGUAUGAAUGCGGUCACUCCAGCCUCAAUGGUCCACUUCUCCAAGCAGCCAUCCCUCUAGAGUCAGAUCCCGUCGCCCUCACGACUUCCUCCGUUACUCCCCUCCUCAAGGAACGAGAAAGACAGACUCUCUCCAUACCAUUUUGUUUCUUUCUCACUGUGUUUUCUGCACGUGACAGCGAGGCAUUGUGAGUGAUAUCAAGCCUUAUGAGCCCAGCCCUGCAGCUUCAUUCAUUCUCUUCGUCCUACUUCCAGUUUCUGACUCUCUCUAGAGACCACAUUACGGGAAACUGUCGGACCCCUGAUCACGCAUCCGACCGAGCACCAUCAGACCGCCAAGAUCAAUCUGUGACUUAUGCGAUUCAUCCAUUUGGGUUCGUUUGGUUUUUCCUCUCCCACGUAUUUGAGAUUCUGCUGCUAGAAAGCUAUGCAGAGCUAAAAUAAACAACACUUUCUCUCUCCGUGGACACAUGGAGAACUGACACGAGGAGAGAUUUCGGAGCAGCUGAAUCUGACUGGAGGACUCGAGGGUACGGACGUUGCAGAAACAUGUGAUCAAACAGUUCCUUCUCUAUAGCUUUUGUACAAUACUUAUGAGACAAAAAAACAACAACAUGUCGUUGAAAUGGGAUUUUUAUUUUAUAAGUCAAGUGGUUCCUCGAAAUCAACUUUAGAUGUGUUUUAGGGGUAAACAUGGCUUUAAAAUCUGAUCGUUGGUUUGCCAAACUCAUUUUGUAAAUAAUAAUAAUAAUUAUUAUUAUUCCUAAUAAUAAUGACGACAAUGACGAUGAUGACGACAAAUAAUAAUGAUGAUAAUAAUAAAGGUUCCGGUUCUAACAGUGUUCAUUCCAUCCUGUGGACUUCCGUGCCAUAAAAUAGGCUGGCCUUAGUGAUGCAAACAUCUCAUGAAACCCAAGCAAUAUUAACAUGUGUCCCCCGAACUCCCAGCGCAGUCAAAGCUUGUCGUCAGUCUUUUGAUUUCAGCCGGAUGUGUGUUUUUAAAGUGGCCUGAAACAAACCCGAGAGACUGUUAUUAUGUUUUUAAUGGCUGAGAGCGUCCAUUGGUAAAUAGUUGGUGUCAAAUUUGUGUGAUCUCUUUUGGUUUGUUGUCAAGAUGAUGAAGCUGGUAACUGUGAUGGAGGAAGACGAGAGCUUCUCAACGCGUGUGUGUGUGUGUGUGUUUGUGUGUGUUAAUGCAGCGAUCACAAUUACGCAUGUACACGAUCACAUACACAUACAUAUUCAUGCAGACACACUUUCACCUUAAAGUCAAUAUGAUAUCAAAAUGGGACCCGUUUCCUUUUUAAUACACCUUUCUAGUCCAAAGAAACUUCCAUUUUGAUUAACAUAACCUGAAAUGCGAGAAAUCUAGCUCCAAUCUGACAUGUAACGCCCACUUUUCACAAUUCACUCCCAAUGUGAAGUCCUGCCCUGAUGUAUCCAGUUGAAUAUGUCACAUUAAGACUAAAAUGGGUUGCGAAGGCCAUUUCAUGUUGACUUUUGGGCCGUCUGAUCGCAUUAAAACACACCAGAAUAUCUGUCUGUAAUCCAACCUCCAAAUCAGAGAAAAUCAGCAUGAAUGACAUCUGUUUUCAUUGCAUCUGAAAAGCCCAGAGCAUUCCAUUACUGUGACGACAACUUCCUCCUAUUUUAUGGCCAGAGUCCCAUUUUAAUUUCAAAUAAAAGCCGUUUUGGACCUUCAAGAUCAAAAUUUUGAGGAUUAAGAUGAUGAAGGUGAAAAUCAAGGUGAAUGGGAGUCCAAUUUCAGUAUGUUUCUAUUUUGCCUUUACCUCAGCUAAUGGUUUGGUAAUUUAAAAGGACACAUUAUUUUUAUCUUGAUGAUAAUGAUAUUCUACAGUGGAUUUUUAGAGCAUUUUUUUUUCUCUUGAUUUAUGUAACCCACCAUGUAAUACUGUUACCAAUAAACACAUCCCAAAAUGUU
Molecule: messenger RNA, 4360 nt
Organism: Carassius auratus (goldfish)
Lineage: Eukaryota; Metazoa; Chordata; Actinopteri; Cypriniformes; Cyprinidae
Product: disabled homolog 1-like
Exons: 16
Coding region: 442-2202 (586 amino acids)
Biological process (GO): neuron migration
Cellular component (GO): intracellular membrane-bounded organelle; cytoplasm
Source: RefSeq, a predicted model, not a curated record